UCCCCGCAGUAGCGUCCGCCUCGCAGAAGCAGCGGAGGGACGGCUGGCUCGCCCGGCGAUGACAGACGCCCUGCCGCCCCGCGGCUGCCAGGCGGCGGAGCCGGCGGAGGACGGCUACUUUCGGAAGGGAUGUAAUCCUCUUGCUGAGACUGGUCGAAGCAAACUGCAAAAUCAAAGAGCUGUCCUAAACCAACAGAUCUUAAGAGCAGUAAGAAUGAGAGCUGGUGCUGAAAAUCUUUUAAGAGCAACCACCAACAACAAAGUACGAGAGCAGGUACUACUGGAACUGAGUUUCGUAAACUCAGACCUGCAGAUCUUAAAGGAGGAAUUGGAAGGACUUAAUAUCUCAGUAGAAGUUUAUCAAAAUACAGAAGAGACUUUCAGCAUUCCCUUGGUACCUCUUGGCCUGAAGGAAACCAAAGAAGUAGACUUUACACUCCCCCUCAAGGACUUUAUUCUGGAACAUUAUAGUGAAGACAGUUCUGAGUAUGAAGAUGAAAUAGCAGAUCUCAUGGAUCUGAGACAAGCCUGCCGCACUCCUAGCCGAGAUGAAGCUGGCAUUGAGAUGUUGAUAAGCUAUUUCCUUCAACUUGGUUAUGUAGAAAACAGAUUUUUCCCACCCACCAGGCAUAUGGGAGUUUUAUUUACAUGGUAUGAUUCCUUCACAGGUGUCCCAGUGUGUCAGCAAAAUCUGUUGCUUGAAAAAGCUAGUAUUUUAUUCAACAUUGGAGCCCUCUACACCCAGAUUGGAACAAGAUGCAAUCGUCAGACCCAGGCUGGACUUGAAAAUGCUGUUGAUGCUUUUCAGAGAGCUGCAGGAGUCCUAAGCUACUUAAAGGAGACCUUUACUCACACACCAAGUUAUGAUAUGAGCCCAGCUAUGCUGAAUGUACUAGUAAAAAUGAUGCUUGCACAAGCUCAAGAGUGUGUUUUUGAGCAGAUUGGUCUUCCUGGAAUACGCAAUGAGUUUUUCACACUAGUGAAAAUGACACAGGAAGUUGCCAAGGUGGGAGAGGUUUACAUGCUGGUUAACACUGCAAUGAAUCAGGAACCAGUGAAAGAGAAUAUCCCCUAUUCCUGGUCUAAACUGGCUCAAAUAAAGUCAGACCAUUACAAAGCUCUGGCGCAUUACUUCAUUGCCACCAUUCUGUGUGACCAUGAAUUGCAGUCUGGUGAUGAUGAAGAUCAGCAGGAGAAAGCCUUGUCCCAGUUGUAUGACUACAUGCCUGAAGGACUGAUGGUUCUUACCGUUUUAAAGGACAAAGUUCAGAGAAAACAAUUAGGGAAAGCGCAUUUACGCAAAGCCAUUGUUUACCAUGAAGAAGCUCUAAGAGUGUGUGGUCUGUGCAAAAAGCUUCGAAACAUUGAUGUUCUUCAGGAGGUUCUGGCAGCCGCACACAAGCGCUCACUUCUCAAAUAUGCUCAGCAAGAGACAGAAGAUGACUUUCUCAGUCUAAUUCAGGCUCCAGAUAUCCUUUCUAAAACGGAGCACAAAAUAGAAACAAUCGCUCCUCAGUUUUCCAAGGUGAAAGUUAAAGACUUCUUUCACAGGCUGGGCCCGCUGACAGUGUUCUCAGCCAAGCAGAGAUGGACGGCUCCACGUACCAUUCGCAUCCACCAUGAAGCAGGAGAGCUAGGAUUCAGUCUUAAAGGAGGUUCGCCAGUACAGAUUUAUUGUCUUGAUCCGGUUUGUUCUGCAGCGUCGAUGGGCCUAAAAGAAGGUGACUACAUUGUUUCAGUUGGUGGCGUGGAUUGCAAGUGGCUUGGAGUGAAUGAGGUGCUGGAAAAAUUCAAAAGCAUGGGAGAGCAGCCCAUUGAGAUUGAGGUUAUCAGUUGCCAGGAUACAGCGGCAUCUAUGCAUAGUAAGAGUGCAACUUAUUCUGUGGGAAUGCAGAAGACGUACUCCUUAAUCUGUUUAGCCAUGGAAGAGGAUAAGAUUGAUCAGACCAAGAAAGCGCCUCUGAAACUGCCUUUUCUAAGUUGGGGAACUAAAAAUAGACAGAAAGCUGCAAGCACCCUCUGCCUUCCUUCAGCUGUGGCUGGAAGUUCUCAGAUUAAGAAGAAGCUUUCUCCCUUCACACUUCUGAAUACAGAAAGUUCAUUGUACUGAAUCUUUCAGAAGGAUCUGUUAAGAUAACAUUUUUCUUUAAAAUGUAUAUAAAAAAUUGAUCGAUUUUAUCUUUAUAUAUACGCGUGUAUAAAUUCAGACAAAUGCCAUUGACUUCAUUUACGGUGUAUUGAGCCACUAUGAAAGUCAGAGGCUGGCAAAAACUGUAAGACUUAAAUAUUUGAAGGUUAGAAUGAAGUGGUUUGGGAGGUAUGCAAUAACAAGAUGUAGAUGAUAAAAUUGCUUACAGAAGGACUGGAUUCUUUGGAAUUUCAAAAUACAGUAUCAUGACUAAUUUUUUAUAACUAUGAUAGAGGGGAGUUAUUUAUUACAAACUUGAUGCUGCAUGCAAAAUAAUAGGGGACACAUUAAAGCAUGAUUUUGCUGUCAAAGUUUAGAGUCAAUAAUAAAUCACUUCACACUACUUUAAAGAAUUAUCUUAACAAACCACAGGUGAGAGAGAAUAACGUUAUUCAGAGAAACUAGCCUUGCACCAAGGGGCAGUGUCAUAUAGUUGUGGUUUUUAUGCAUAGACAUUCUCUUUCUGAGAGUACUGGGUGUAUUCUACUGAAUAGUUAAUUUAAUUCUGGAAGAGAAUUAGAAGGCUUAGAAGUCAAAAGAUCUUCUGAACUACAAAAGGCUUUUACUCUGCUCUUUUUCUGAUCUAGGUUACAUUUUAAAUGCUUGCCGAUUCAGUUGUUAAAAACAGGCUUUAUUCCAAACUUGAAAUUAUUUAACCUACUUACCAAAAGACUUGUAUCUUAUUAGUCUUGAUAAAAUUGAUAGCUGUGGAACAAAUAUCAAAACUGACAUAUUCCAGUAUAUUGUCAGAGUACAUAAAUUGUGAUGCUUUAAAGUAUGAGAAAAGAAGUACUUGUGAGUCUAAGUGGCAGAAUAUUUAUUUACUGUCACUCCAAGUAAAACAAACAAAUAGAUAUAAAAUCCUCCUCCUCCCCUUGGAACAAUUAAUGAGCAAGUAUUGGCUAUAUAUAUUAAGGAGGGAGACAAAAAAAAACUCUGUGAGCAUUUCUUUGAGAUUCUUCUAUUUUCUGAAAUUGAAAGUAAUUGAAAAUUGCUAACACUGUAGUGUUAGUUAACAUUGCCAUCUACAGAGUAGAUACAUGCUGUUUGAUACUCAAAACUUAAGGGGAAAGUUUGCGUCUGGGUGUAAACUUUAAAGUUGUCAUUUAUUUUUAGUUUCUUACGUAAUAGGUGUAAAUAUGUUGAUGACACUUAUUUAAGAAUAAAAAUCAGAUGCUGCCAUUUAACUAGUAGCUUUUUGAUUCUGCUACAGCUUGGAUGAUACAGCAUAAUUUACAGGUUUUCACUAUUUACUGCUGGCAUACCUCUUGCCUGUUUCUGUAAUGUUGCUUACAAAGAUCUCAGAAACUGUCUUUCUUAAAAGCUUAUAUUGUAUAAUACAGGAACUUAUAAAUUAUAGUCUAAAACUUGCUUCCUUACAAAGAGCGUUAACAUAUUUCUAGAGUUUCCCUAUAAAGGUUACAUAAAAAAGAAGUUGUAAAUUACU
Molecule: messenger RNA, 3635 nt
Organism: Gymnogyps californianus (California condor)
Lineage: Eukaryota; Metazoa; Chordata; Aves; Accipitriformes; Cathartidae
Gene: RHPN2
Product: rhophilin Rho GTPase binding protein 2
Exons: 15
Coding region: 59-2110 (683 amino acids)
Biological process (GO): signal transduction; negative regulation of stress fiber assembly
Molecular function (GO): protein binding
Source: RefSeq, a predicted model, not a curated record